AGAACAAUUGAAUAAAAGCAAAAAGGGACAUAUUCUGAUUCACUAGGGGGACAGUGCUGUCAAAGAUGAUAACAUAAACCUCGGGGCUAAGACUCGGGAGUGAGAACAGGUUGCACUGUACAUUAAAAUCCAUAUAUUCAAAUAUUUGGUAGUGGGCUGGAAGAUUGCGCCUGCUACUGGCAUAGUUCUUAAUAACAGAGAAUAUUGUCUCCUAACCCUCUUAAGACUUCUGCGUCACCAACAACCUCAAACCUGGCUCCAAACCCUAACCUUGACCCUUUUCUAGAAAAAUGUAAAUAGUUUUUGAAAUGUUUCAGUUAUAUAUUCUGAUAACACAGGGUUGGCGUAAUCACACAUGACAACUUCCCUUACAUUAUCCCUUACAUUAUAUAUCCCUGUAUGAACAAGCACAAUAUUUUAUUUGGUGCAUUCAUACAUAUUUUUACAUUUUCUUGACUGGGCUAGGCCGCCGUCUGACCUGCACUGUGUGAGAACGCAAGUUCUCUUAGUACCUACGAAAAUUUCUCUGAGAUAGCCAUACUGUUAUGAGCGAAGGCUCAGAGUACUGGUUGUAUUUCACCCCAUCACACACAUCUCUUAGCUUUUUGCAGUAAUGAGCAAAAGCACAUAUACAUAUAUGCUAUAUGUGGAAAUCUUAAACAGUAAAGAAAUGGUGGCGACCCUAUGAUACCAGUCUGUGCAACACACAGACCACAGGAAGAGAGGAGGAUCAAAAAAACAAGACCAACAAAGUGAAAACUAACUGUUAGGGCAGGAUUCAGCUGUGUAACCUACUGAGAGAGAGAGUAUAUUGAUCAGCUGCUUUCCUGCUGCUUUCUGCCUCAUUAUCAGACAACACAGAUAACUUUAUUUGGUCAAGCUGCACAUGAAGAUCAAUCAGAGCUGUACAACAUACCCUGCAGCCUGUGCCAUGUAGACAGUGUACCAAGGAGGAUUAACACUUGGUUACUUGUAUUGAUGCUGUCCUCUUUUUUUUCUUUUUUUUAACAUCAAUCAUUCUUUUUGCCUGGAUGGAGAGUCAACUACUCAGCAUCAUGAACAAGAUGAAGAACUUUAAGAGACGUUUCUCUUUGUCGGUUCCUCGGACUGAGACGAUUGAAGAAAAUGAGUUCACUGAGCAGAUCAACCAGCUCAACAUACGGCACACUCAGGGCCUGACUCCAGACAGACUGGGUCCUCCAUCUCAUGAUGCCAGCCCAGUGAGCCCUGAACCAACCACUCCAGGAGCACAGUCUCCAUCCCACCUACACUACCACAGCAAGGCCCAGCACAGACGCUUCUCCAUGGAGGACGUUAGUAAGCGCAUGUCCCUGCCAAUGGACAUCCGCCUGCCUCCAGAGUUUCUGAAGAAGUUGCAGAUGGAGAAUGAAAACUCACCGCUCUGCAAACCUCUCAGUCGCAUGUCUCGACGCGCCUCACUGUCUGACAUAGGAUUUGGGAAACUGGAAACAUAUGUUAAGCUUGGCAAACUGGGUGAGGGGACAUAUGCUACAGUCUUUAAAGGGCGGAGCAAACUCACUGAGAACCUGGUUGCACUGAAGGAGAUCCGGCUGGAGCACGAUGAGGGGGCACCUUGCACUGCUAUCAGAGAAGUGUCUCUGCUAAAGAACCUGAAGCACGCUAAUAUUGUCACCCUGCAUGACAUCAUCCACACCGACCGCUGCCUUACUCUGGUGUUUGAGUAUCUUGACAGUGAUCUUAAACAGUACUUGGACAACUGUGGGAACCUCAUGAGCAUGCAUAAUGUCAAGAUCUUCAUGUUCCAGCUGCUGCGUGGUCUGUCCUAUUGUCACAAGAGGAAAAUCCUCCACAGAGACCUAAAGCCUCAGAACCUGCUCAUCAAUGAUAAGGGCGAACUGAAGUUAGCUGAUUUUGGUCUGGCCAGGGCCAAGUCCGUCCCCACUAAGACCUAUUCCAAUGAGGUGGUAACGCUUUGGUAUCGACCUCCUGACGUGCUGCUAGGCUCUACAGAAUAUUCCACACCCAUCGACAUGUGGGGCGUAGGCUGCAUCCUGUAUGAGAUGGCAACAGGUCGUCCUAUGUUUCCUGGUGCCACUGUGAAGGAAGAACUACAUCUAAUUUUUAGGCUCAUGGGCACUCCGACAGAGGAGACCUGGCCUGGUAUCAGCAGUAAUGAGGAAUUUAUGUCCUACCUCUUUCCUCAGUACAGACCUCAAGCUCUCAUCAACCAUGUGCCCCGGUUGGACACAGAAGGGAUUGACCUGCUGUCUGCUCUGCUGCUGUAUGACACCCGGAGCAGACUCUCCUCUGAAACGGCUCUACGUCACCCCUACUUCCUGAGUCUGGGAGACAACAUUCAUAACUUGGCAGACACUGCUUCAGUGUUUUCUCUCAGAGAGGUGCAGCUCCAGAAGGACCCAGGACACCGCAGCUCAGUAUUCCAGCCUUUAGGUCGAGGAAAGAACCGAAGACAAAGCAUCUUCUAGAGGUCGUGGAGAGGAUGAAGAGAGACGCACGCAAAGCAGAAGACGGCGAGGAACUGCCUUUUCAGAUCACAACACCAAGGCCAUCGCAGCUCAGCACAUUCACAGCAUGUUCACCUGCACGGACAAACACGCAGUCAUUUCCAUGGCAGCUGACUGUGGAGGCACACAGAGUUUCUGGAGACAAACUUGUAUUGCACUUGAAAUACCUUCUGUAUUCAUACAUAUUUGCACACAUUUGCACAAUCAGCUACACCGAACAUGCUGCCGUGAUGUAACUGGACACACCAGAGAUUCAUCCUCCUGACACACACAUGCAUUUCAGCCUAAGAAGAAACGGAGAACUAAAUGAAACGCUCUGCUAUGCUAUACUGCACACCUUUACACAGGCCUGCUUUACAUAGUGUUCAGAGCACACCCAGGGUUCUAGCCAUUCAAAGUAGCUGCUAUCACAACUGGAACAAUGGAUACAGUUGCAGGUAUGCGUGUCUUUGCCCAAACAGAAAUGCAAGUAUUGCAUUAUGUGUUGAGUUUGUUCCAAGUCAGUUGGUUUCUAAAUUAUUUUUCUGGUUUUAUCUUACAAAACAUAUGGUCUAACACUGAUAUGUAGCUUAAAGACACAGUUUGGCAACCAAGGACCCUUAUGAAUCCUAAUUCUUCUCUCAGCUCAACAGUGAUUCACAGGGAUUUGUAGUUUGAGGACAGGGUUAAAACUUAUACACCACCACUACCCACAGAAAAGGCUGACCAGAAACCAAAGAGAAUAGUCACAUUUUUUUCUGUUACUUGGAUUAUCUGAUUUUGUGAUAUAAUUUGUUUAAACAUUGUGUAAAUAUAUAGUUAAUAUUUAAUUGUCAUAGAAGAAGUUCAUAUCAUGUUUUUUAAGCCCCUUUGCUUUGCUAACCUCAAAUUUUAAAAAACUGUAACAUUAGAUAUAACUCUGGGUGCUGCUAGGCACUUGCUCAAUAACGGACCUGUAUGCAUUUGCAAAGUGUUGGUGAACUGAUGAAGCAAAAACAUUAUGCGGCUCACAGAAAAACACUCAGUAACGCUUCAUGGUCAUUCAUUACUUUGCAUAAUGUGACGAGCUAUGCAUAAUGUGCAUUAGCUAGUGAUGGUUAGCUAUCCCAGCUAGCUAAAAAUUUAUUCCAAAUCCCACUGACAUUUGUAAUUAUGCUAAUAGCUAAAAGUUUAGUCUGGAAGGCCAUCUUUCAAAAUAGCACGUUUUAGGCACACAGAUAUUAAAUGAGAGAAUUAAAGACUGAUAUAAUAUUAUUGCUAAAUACUCUAUACUCAGUCUGUUUAACACAUACUUGAUCGUUAUGGGCAAAACUGAGCCCUCAGUGAACGGUGCAGGGUUGCAUGGCAGUUUUAGCAUGUAGUGGUCAAACCAUGUUCAGUUUUUGUGUUCACUGUGUGUUGCAGAAGGCGUUGAUGCUCUCUUGGCUUUGUAAUGAAUAUAUACUUGUAGGUGCUGCUUUCAGUCUUGUGAGCUGCAUCUUUGCAUUCUCGCUUAUCUGACCAAGGAUUCAGCACGGCACUAAUCUGAAAUGCAGUCACAGUUUACUUACACAGUAAAUGGGUUUAAAUGGUGUGAGUUGCAUUUGACAGUUGAUUUUUACUGCUCAAGUUUAUGAAAAGCAACUGUAGAAUUGGAAAGUUAACUUUAAGCGUUAUAAUAUUAGGGUUGCUAACAACAACAUAAGAUAUUUUGUUAUUAAAAUAUUCUUAUAGGGAAACCCACAGAUUAAAUAUAACUCUGAAUCCCACAUCACAUUAUCCUAUCCAAAAUCAUGUUAAAAUUCACUCAUGGUCAUUUUUAAUUGAGUAUGAGCCUCUGUCCCAUAGUUACAACUGGAGGUUCAGCUCUUCAUGAACAAUAUGGCAGGUGUGUUGACACAAUGGUCCAAUGAACAGAAGUAAGCAUUGCGGCAUCUACAUGUAUAUACCUUAGCUGUUGUUAUUGAACAGAAUGGAAUCGGAUGUAUUGUGAUAUUACCUCUGACUUUCUUAGGCCCCAGUGUGGCAGCUAUGGUUUACUUGUAUCACAUAACGGUCUUGAAGUUGUAGGCAUAGCGUUACACUGCUCAUUUGCAGUACCUCUGCCGUCAUGUAACAACCACUGAAGCUACGAUAAAAUCUGACUCUGUUGUGAACAUAAACCUGGAAAGUGGA
Messenger RNA from Oreochromis aureus, 4640 nucleotides. It is a transcript of the gene cdk18, whose product is annotated as cyclin dependent kinase 18. Gene Ontology annotation, molecular function: protein kinase activity; ATP binding. The coding region runs from base 1032 to 2468 and encodes 478 amino acids. Gene Ontology annotation, cellular component: cytoplasm; nucleus. Lineage: Eukaryota; Metazoa; Chordata; Actinopteri; Cichliformes; Cichlidae. The record is from RefSeq and is a predicted model, not a curated record. Gene Ontology annotation, biological process: protein phosphorylation. The transcript has 16 exons.